This is a messenger RNA of Solanum dulcamara, 3741 nucleotides long. RefSeq names its product pentatricopeptide repeat-containing protein At4g13650. NCBI's taxonomy places the organism in Eukaryota, Viridiplantae, Streptophyta, Magnoliopsida, Solanales, Solanaceae. The transcript has 3 exons. The coding region runs from base 198 to 2207 and encodes 669 amino acids. Gene Ontology annotation, molecular function: protein binding; RNA binding. Gene Ontology annotation, biological process: RNA modification. The record is from RefSeq and is a predicted model, not a curated record.
AUUAAAGUAAAUUGCAAUAGAAGAGAGCAAAUUGAUUAACACUAGAUAAUUUGAAGGUAGUAAAUCCAAAAAUUAUAUGAGAUGAAAUAAGCAAUUCUAAAGAUGAUAUGAACAAAUUAAUUUUCCUAAAUGAAAAAUUUAUGGUCCUAUUAAGAAAGCAUUUUAAUUUCUGGCGAAAGGUUUAGCAGUAUCACCAUAUGUCUGUGCAACUUCAUCGCACGAUUCAAAGCUAUGCAAGCUGUAUCAUACGAGGCCCGAAAUGUUCCUUAGUUGACAAAAAUAAAAAAUUGAAUGAGUUGUCAAAACUGGGCCAAACUGAUGAUGCUCGAAAGCUGUUUGAUAAAAUGCCUGAGAAAGACGAAUUUACAUGGAGUACAAUGAUUGCCGCGUAUGCCAAUGGAGGGAGGCUUGUUGAAGCAAGGCAUGUUUUCCAGGAGGUCCCAAUCAAGAGUUCAAUCAGUUGGUCUUCUCUUAUUUGUGGAUACUGUAAGCAUGGUUUUGAAUCUGAAGGAUUUGAAUUGUUUUGGCAAAUGCAAAGUGAGGGGCAUAGGCCCAGUCAGUUUACAUUGGGAAGUCUUUUGAGAAUGUGUGCGAUAAAGGGUUUGCUUUCGCGAGGUGAACAGAUACAUGGAUAUGCUAUUAAGACUUGUUUUGAUAUGAAUGUUUUUGUAAUGACUGGUCUUAUUGAUAUGUAUGCGAAGUCUAAGCGUAUCUUGGAGGCUGAGUGUAUUUUCCAAAUCAUGUCUCAUGGGAAAAAUCAUGUUACUUGGACUGCUAUGAUUAAUGGGUAUUCUCAAAAUGGCGAUGCAUUAAGAGCUAUUCAGUGUUUUACCAGCAUGCAUGCAGAAGGAAUUGAGGCGAACCAGUAUACAUUUCCAGGUGUUUUGAGUUCUUGUGCUGCACUCACUGAUAUUAGAUUUGGGGUACAGGUGCAUGGCUGUAUUGUUAAUGGUGGUUUUGAGGCCAACGUGUUUGUUCAGAGCUCGUUAAUCGACAUGUAUUCUAAAUGUGGAGAUUUGCACAGCGCUAAGAAGACAUUGGAACUGAUGGAGGUAAAUCAUGCAGUUUCUUGGAAUUCCAUGAUACUUGGGUGUGUGAGGCAUGGAUUUCCAGAGGAGGCACUGUCUCUGUUCAAAAAGAUGUAUGCUAGUGAUAUGGAAGUGGAUGAGUUUACUUACCCUUCGGUUCUGAAUUCUCUUGCUUGUAUGCAUGACGCCAAAAAUGGGAAAUGUCUUCAUUGCUUGGUUGUUAAAACUGGAUAUGAGAGCUACAAGCUUAUAAGCAAUGCACUUGUUGAUAUGUAUGCUAAACAGGGAGACCUAGCUUGUGCGAUUAGUGUUUUCAACAGCAUGGUUGAAAAGGAUGUAAUCUCAUGGACAGCACUCGUAACUGGCUGUGCUCACAAUGGCUCUUAUGAAGAAGCUCUGAAAUUAUUUUGUGAGAUGAGAAUGGCUGAAAUUAAACCAGACCAAAUUAUCAUUGCUAGUGUUCUUAGUUCUUGCUCACAGUUGGCACUACUUGAACUUGGCCAGCAAGUUCAUGCGGAUUUUAUUAAAUCUGGCCUUGAGGCAUCAUUAUCAGUUAAAAAUUCUCUUAUGACUAUGUAUGCCAAUUGUGGUUGCCUUGAAGAUGCCAAAAAAGUAUUCAACUCAAUGCAAAUGCAUAAUGUGAUCAGUUGGACUGCUCUCAUAGUGGCUUAUGCCCAGAAUGGCAAAGGAAAGGAGUCUCUGAGAUUUUAUGACGAGAUGAUUGCAAGUGGAAUAGAACCUGACUUCAUUACAUUUAUAGGCCUAUUGUUUGCCUGCAGCCAUACAGGUCUUGUUGACGAUGCAAAGAAGUACUUCGCUUCAAUGAAGAAAGAUUAUGGGAUAAGACCAAGCCCUGAUCACUAUGCAUGUAUGAUCGAUCUUUUGGGCCGUGCGGGGAAAAUACAGGAGGCUGAGAAGUUAGUCAAUGAAAUGGAUAUUGAACCUGAUGCUACUGCGUGGAAAACAUUGCUUGCUGCAUGUAGAGUACAUGGCAGCACAGAUCUAGCAGAGAAAGCUUCAAUGGCUCUCUUUCAGCUGGAACCACAAGAUGCUGUCCCUUAUGUUAUGUUGUCAAAUAUAUAUUCCGCUGCUGGAAAAUGGGAAAAUGCAGCAAAACUUAGAAGAAAAAUGAAUUUGAAGGGUUUAAACAAAGAGCCUGGUAUAGUUGGAUUGAGAUGAAUGGAGUGGUGCACACAUUUAUAUCUGAAGGAAAGAAGUCAUCCAAAGAGUGAUGAAAUUUACUCAAAACUUGAUGAUGUUAUUGCAUUGAUAAAGGAAGCUGGGUAUGUGUUUCUCUCCAUGAUAUCAAUGAAGAAGGAAGGGAACGAAGUCUUUCUUAUCACAGUGAGAAGUAGGCUAUUGCUUUUGGGCUUCUUUGUGUGCCAAAAGGAUUACCAAUUCGGAUUUACAAGAACCUUUGUGUAUGUGGUGACUGCCAUAAUGCAAUGAAAUUCGUGUCAUUUGAUCGACAUAUUAUUUUGCGAGAUUCAAAUUGUUGUCAUCAUUUUAAGGAAGGAUAUGUUCUUUUGGGGAUUAUUGGUAGAAAACAUUCCUUUGACUUCUCUUGGCUCUUGUUUCCUUUGCGGUCGGCAUUUUCAGAACAUUCGAUUUCAUUGAUUGGGUCUUUAGCUCAUCACAAGAUCAAUGUGAAUGAUGAGAAUUAUUGGAACUGAUUGCUCUCUGGAACUUAUACGAGAGUCGAUUCCAUAGUCCUUAUUUCGCAGCACUCUCCCACGGCAGGCACCAAUUGCCACUCCCCGGCAUCAGGGAAGAUAACUGGUCCUCAUUCUGAAAGUAUUAUUGACUCCGUGAAGACAAGGUCAGAUGAUCCUGAAGAAAGCUUUGUUCUACAUAAAAUUGUGAUGAGUUUUCCUACACAGAAACUAGUAGGUUUCCCACGCCAGUCCUCUGUUUCUCUAUUGCAAACAUAUGGUGAAGUGGAUAAUAUUUCAUAAGCCCGUGCUCAUUGCCUGCCUUUGGUUUCCUAGGGGGCCUUAGUCCCCGUCUUUAUUGUGAGCAUAUGGCAAGAGCAUAAUAUUUCAUAAAGCCUAGUGUUCAUUGCUUGCCUUUGGUUGUACGGACCAAAGUAUGUUCAUCAUUCCCAAGUCCUCUAUGACAUCAGAGCCCUUUCCAUUGAAGUCACUGAGCCUUUCCUAUUAUGGAUGCAAUCAGGGUACCAUAACUACACGCAUUUCUUGGAACCAGCUCCGAUGGAGUUGAUGAAACAAAACGCAAAAAAGCUGAUAAUGUUCUCGAUGGAGGCAGUAAUUAGCGAUCAGGAUCUCCGAUGGGACAGGUUUGAAAGGCACAUUCUCUUUUGUUUGAUUCUGGAUACUCAACUUGUUGCUUGGCUAGAGACUUAAAAAUAGGUUACCACAAAAAUAAGUCAGAGAAAAAAAAAACUAUUGAUAGAUUAAUUAGAAUGUCAUAAUGUCGUUGUUGUGAUGGUUAUAUCUGUGAUGGUGUAUUCUCAUUGUAUAGAUCAAAUAGGUGUCUGUUGCCAAUUCAUAAACCAUCUAUACCACAAGCGUAAAGAGACCUAUGUUGAUUGUCCUUAUUUGUUGAAUAGGGAUAUAAUCUCCCUGGUUCUAAUUUGCUGUAAUCACAGGACCACAAAGCUGUACUUGUUUAGGUUCUGAUUUUUAUAAAGAUUGUACUUGGUGUUAAUUAGUGCUUUGAAUCACCAAUUCAUGGGUACGAUUGUUCUUAAAUU